Molecule: messenger RNA, 351 nt
Organism: Strongyloides ratti
Lineage: Eukaryota; Metazoa; Nematoda; Chromadorea; Rhabditida; Strongyloididae
Product: Transposase, ISXO2-like domain-containing protein
Exons: 2
Coding region: 1-351 (116 amino acids)
Source: RefSeq, a predicted model, not a curated record
AUGGGGAAGCGGAAAUACAACUCGGGGACCUGUGUAGAUAAAGUCUGGGUUGUUGGCGGUGUGGAAAGGACGGAGGAGAGACGCGUUUUCGCUGUUCCUGUUGAAAAACGGGACAGUGAAACGCUUCUUGACGUCAUCAAGAAGCACGUCGCCCCAGGCUCGAUCAUUCACACUGAUCUUUGGCGAGGGUACAAUGGAAUUGAGAAACAAUUGGGAUCUAAUAACUGGUAUUCACACAAAUACCAUAGAGAGAACAUGGAACGGUUACAAACUGCUGAUUCCUUCUCGAGGAAGAACGAAGAAAGGAAUGGAGAAGCGACUGUGGGAGUUUGCCUGGUGCCGAGCAAAUAA